AUGGCGCCCCCUGCAGUUUCACUGGCUUCACUGCUGCUGGUGGUGACCCUGGCAGGUGGUGCCUGUCAGCGGUGCAGCGAGGGGAGGACCUACCCCAACGCCGUCAUUCCGGCCAACCUGGAAACCAUCAGAAUCKUGUCAGUGCCUCAGACCUUCUCCCUGGGGGCCUGCACGGCCGCGUGCUGCCACCUGCCCAGCUGCGACCUGGCCUGGUGGUUCGAGGGCCGCUGCUUCCUGGUGAGCUGCCCGCAGGAGGAGAACUGUGCGCCCCAGAAGACUGGCCUGCUCAGGUCGUACCUCGUGUUUGUGCUCAGGCCCGCGGGGAGGCCCGCGCCGCUGCUGGACUCCGGGGAGAGGAUGCUGAGCAGGGCCGCCGCCGCGGGGGCCUGGGGGGACCCGGCCGAGGGCACCAGGGAGGACUUGCCCCUUGGAGGCCAAGGCCCAGGCCGGGGCCUGGAGGGGAUGGCGGGGAUGGCUGAGCCCUCCGAUGACGACGGGGAGAUGGAGCCCAGUCUCCUGCAGCCCAGCCCCCAGCCAGGCCCCAGCGGGAGCGCCGAGCCCGCGGCCUGGAGCCUGCAGCCCGGAGGCGACGGCCACAGCCCCGCGGCGUCCUCGGAGAAGCCGCGGGACCCGGAGCGCCCCUCGGGGAAGGACUCGGCCGGCUCCGCGUCCCCCAAGCCCAGCCCGGACAGCAGCGACCCGCCUCCCUCGGCCGCCGCGCCCCCUCCCGGCCGGGCGCUGGGGAAGGGGGCGGCUUCUCCGCGAGCCCGCGGCGACUCGGGGCGCGAGGUGGGGAGUACAGAUGACUCUGAGAUAGCGAGCUAUCGCUGGGAAGCAGUCCGCGGGCCCCUCGCGGGGCAGCACCUGUCCGACACCCCCGUCCUGCGCGUGGCUGACCUUGCUCCUGGCAACCACACCGUCAGGUUGACCGUCACUGACUCUGAUGGAGCCACCAACUCCACCACUGCCACCCUGAUCGUCAGCAGUGCUGUGGACCACCCACCUGUGGCCAACGCAGGCCCAAAUCAGACCAUGACCUUGCCCCAGAACUCCAUCACUUUGAACGGAAACCAGAGCAGUGAUGAUCACCAGAUCGUCCUCUAUGAGUGGUCCCUGGACCCCAGCAGUGGGAGCAAAGAGGUGGCCAUGCAGGGAGCACAGACCCCGUACCUUCAUCUAUCCGCUCUGCAGGAAGGAGAGUACGCCUUCCGGCUGGUGGUGACAGACUCCGCCGGUCAGCAGUCCACUGCUGUGGUCGCUGUGAUUGUCCAGCCUGGAAACAACAGGCCUCCCUUGGCCGUGGCCGGCCCCGACGAGGAGCUGGUCUUCCCAGUGCAAAGUGCCACCCUGGAUGGGAGCGGGAGCAGUGACAACCACGGCAUCGUCCACUACCACUGGGAGCACAUUGGAGGCCCCAGUGCAGUGGAGAUGGAGAACGUGGACAGGGCUGUGGCCACUGUCACCGGGCUGCAGGUGGGUACCCACCUCUUCUGCCUCACAGUGGCAGACCAGCAGGGGCUGAGCAGCACGUCCACCCUGACUCUGGCAGUGAGGAAGGAAAGUAACAGUCCUCCCAGAGCCCGGGCUGGUGGCAGGCACGUUCUCGUCCUUCCCAAUAAUUCCAUUACUUUGGAUGGUUCAAGGUCUACCGACGACCAAGGCAUUGUGUCCUAUCUGUGGGUGCGGGAUGGCCAGAGUCCUGCUGCGAGGGAUGUCAUCGAUGGCUCUGACCACAGUGUGGCCCUGCAGCUCACCAAUCUGGUGGAGGGGGUCUACACUUUCUGCUUGAGAGUCACCGACAGCCAGGGGGCGUCGGACAUGGACACGGCCACUGUGGAGGUGCGGCCAGACCCGAGGAGGGGCGGCCUGGUGGAGCUGAUCCUGCAGGUGGGGGUCGGGCAGCUGACAGAGCAGCAGAAGGACGCCGUGGUGAGGCGGUUGGCCGUGCUGCUGGCCGUGCUGGACUCGGACAUCAAGGUCCAGCGGAUCCAGGCGCACUCGGAUCUCAGUACCACGCUCCUGUUCUAUGUGCAGAGCCGGCCUCCCGCCCAGGUCCUCAGAGCCGCCGACGUGGCCCGAGCCCUGCACAGGCGGCUGUCGCGGGAGAAGGCCGACUUCUUGCUUUUCAAGGUCUUGAGGGUGGACACAGCAAGCUGCCUUCUGGAGUGUUCUGGCCACGGCCGCUGCGACCCCAUCACCAAGCGCUGCAUCUGCUCCCAGCUGUGGAUGGAGAACCUGAUCCAGCGCUAUGUCCGCGAUGGGGAGAGCAACUGUGAGUGGAGCAUAUUCUAUGUGAUGGGGCUGGCUUGCGCUCUCCUAGUGCUGGCGGGAGGCGUGACGUGGCUGUGCAUCUGCUGCUGUCACAGACAAAAAAGGACUAAAAUAAGGAAGAAAACGAAGUACACCAUCCUGGACGACAUGGACGAACAGGAGAGAAUGGAGCUGAGGCCCAAAUACAGCAUCAAGCACCGCAGCACGGAGCACAACUCCAGCCUGAUGGUGUCCGAGUCCGAGUUUGACAGCGAGCAGGACACCAUCUUCAGCCGGGAAGGGAUGGAGAGAGGGCCUCCCCGGGCAUCCAGGAACGGCUCCGUCAGGAACGGGGCUUCCUUCAGUUACUGCUCCAAGGACAGAUAG
Molecule: messenger RNA, 2637 nt
Organism: Urocitellus parryii (Arctic ground squirrel)
Lineage: Eukaryota; Metazoa; Chordata; Mammalia; Rodentia; Sciuridae
Source: RefSeq, a predicted model, not a curated record